Mus pahari (shrew mouse) is the source of this 524-nucleotide messenger RNA. RefSeq names its product eukaryotic translation initiation factor 5A-1-like. Gene Ontology annotation, molecular function: translation elongation factor activity; ribosome binding; RNA binding. The coding region runs from base 46 to 510 and encodes 154 amino acids. The transcript has a single exon. Gene Ontology annotation, biological process: positive regulation of translational termination; positive regulation of translational elongation. NCBI's taxonomy places the organism in Eukaryota, Metazoa, Chordata, Mammalia, Rodentia, Muridae. The record is from RefSeq and is a predicted model, not a curated record.
GUCAAGUCAGUGCGUUCACACGUGUUGGAAUCGAAGCUUCUUAAAAUGGCAGAUGAUUUGGACCUUGAGACAGGAGAUGCAGGGGCCUCAGCCACUUUCCCAAUGCAGUGCUCAGCAUUACGUAAGAAUGGUUUUGUGGUGCUAAAAGGCCAGCCAUGUAAGAUCAUCGAGAUGUCUACUUUGAAGACUGGCAAGCAUGGCCAUGCCAAGGUCCAUCUGGUUGGCAUUGACAUUUUUACUGGGAAGAAAUAUGAAGAUAUCUGCCCAUCGACUCAUAAUAUGGAUGUCCCCAACAUCAAAAGGAAUGACUUCCAGCCGAUUGGCAUCCAGGAUGGGUAUCUAUCCCUGCUCCAGGACAGUGGGGAGGUACAAGAGGACCUUCAUCUGCCUGAGGGAGACCUUGGCAAGGAGACUGAGCAGCAGUAUGACUGUGGAGAAGAAAUCCUGAUCACAGUGCUGUUUGCCAUGACAGAGGAGGCAGCUGUUGCAAUCAAGGCCAUGGCAAAAUAACAGGCUUCCAGGGU